Marmota flaviventris (yellow-bellied marmot) is the source of this 2129-nucleotide messenger RNA. The record is from RefSeq and is a predicted model, not a curated record. NCBI's taxonomy places the organism in Eukaryota, Metazoa, Chordata, Mammalia, Rodentia, Sciuridae.
GCACCCGCGCGUGCGUGAGCUGGCGCGCGAGAAAGGGCCCGGUCGCGCCGAGGCUCGAGCGGCCGUCGCCAUUUUGUCGGGUUCUCUCUGACGCGGGAGCCGCCGCCACCGCCGCCGCCGCCGGGAGGCUCUUGUCAGGAUGGUGAAGCUGUUCAUUGGAAACCUGCCCCGGGAGGCCACAGAGCAAGAGAUCCGCUCACUCUUCGAGCAAUAUGGGAAGGUGCUGGAAUGUGACAUCAUUAAGAACUACGGCUUUGUGCACAUAGAGGACAAGACGGCGGCCGAGGAUGCCAUACGCAACCUGCACCACUACAAGCUGCAUGGGGUGAACAUCAAUGUGGAAGCCAGCAAAAACAAGAGCAAAGCUUCAACCAAGUUACAUGUGGGCAACAUCAGUCCCACUUGUACCAACCAAGAGCUUCGGGCCAAGUUUGAGGAGUAUGGCCCAGUUAUCGAAUGUGACAUCGUGAAAGAUUAUGCCUUUGUACACAUGGAGCGGGCAGAGGAUGCAGUCGAAGCCAUCAGGGGCCUUGACAACACAGAGUUUCAAGGCAAAAGGAUGCACGUGCAGUUGUCUACCAGCCGGCUUCGAACUGCCCCUGGGAUGGGAGACCAGAGUGGCUGCUAUCGGUGUGGGAAAGAGGGACACUGGUCCAAAGAGUGCCCAGUAGAUCGUACUGGGCGUGUGGCAGACUUUACUGAGCAGUACAACGAACAGUAUGGAGCAGUGCGCACACCCUACACCAUGGGCUAUGGGGAAUCCAUGUAUUACAAUGAUGCCUAUGGAGCACUCGACUACUAUAAGCGCUACCGGGUCCGCUCUUAUGAAGCGGUGGCGGCGGCAGCUGCUGCUUCUGCAUACAAUUAUGCAGAGCAGACCAUGUCUCAUCUGCCUCAAGUCCAGAGCUCAGCUGUGACCAGUCACCUCAACUCUACUUCUGUUGAUCCCUAUGACAGACACCUAUUGCCGAACUCUGGUGCUGCUGCUACCUCAGCUGCUAUGGCUGCUGCUGCCGCCACCUCUUCCUCCUAUUAUGGAAGGGACAGAAGCCCACUGCGUCGUGCUACAGCUGUGCUCCCCACAGUUGGAGAGGGCUACGGUUAUGGGCCAGAAAGUGAGUUGUCUCAGGCUUCAGCAGCUACACGGAAUUCUCUGUAUGACAUGGCCCGGUAUGAGCGGGAGCAAUAUGUGGACCGAGCACGGUACUCAGCCUUUUAAAAACUGGAGGUGUGAACCUCAAAUGGACUGAAUAACCCUGAGUUGGUUGCAGUCCCAGGAGCCUGAUGUUAAUGAGGCUGCCAGGAGGAAACACUCCAGAACUGUUGGGGAUCCAAAUUCGGGUCUCACUAGCAGAACUGAUCCAAGAACGUCACAGCUUUUGAAGUCGAUUGGCACAGAUCAAGACCAAGAUUUGGCCCUUUGUCUGUAAUAAGUAGAGGAACUUGGUGACGGGACCAGGGCCCUUGUACUCGGAGCCAAGCUGCUCUCCAGGCAUUGUGUAAGCCUCUUGUGUUGUGCUCUCUUUCAGGUAGGAUAAUUGCGGACUGAACCCUCGGGCUGCGGUCAUAUAUGAGAACUUGCUCCGCGCGGUCCCCUUUGCCGGGAUGUUUCCAUUGCUUCAUGUUUCAGUAAACAGAGGAGUUUGAGACCAACUAUGUUUUCUUUCUUAAUUUAAUUCUUCUAAGUUUACUUUUCUUUCCUCCUGAUACUAGUCUUAGUAGCCUUUCACUUUGUUCCUUAUAUUCUCAGCCUCAGAUCAUCCCUAGGUAAGGAUUAUGCUGGCAUUCCCUUUUUCCUGUACAGUGGAACCCCUCUUAUCUUGCUUUCCCUAGGAUUUGAACCCUUCCUCCCUGCCUACCUACAGCAUCUCCCUUUAAAAUGACCAUGUAGUGGCAAACAGCCUUUUACUCUUCUCUGUUAGCUCUGGACUCUUAACAUUGAAGCUAAUCUUCUGAAAUUGCUAGGACCAUUGGGGGUUUUGUUGUUGUUUUUGUUUGGUUUUUUUUUUUUUUUUGGUCUGACCUGUGAUCGUGGUACAGCGUUAGCUGAAAUUUAGCCUUGUUUUAACUCCACUCCUCCCACUUUUUUUUUUAAAUUUUUUUGACAAAUAAAUAUUUCUAACACUGAA